Molecule: messenger RNA, 2084 nt
Organism: Octopus sinensis (East Asian common octopus)
Lineage: Eukaryota; Metazoa; Mollusca; Cephalopoda; Octopoda; Octopodidae
Product: transmembrane protease serine 9-like
Exons: 12
Coding region: 10-2037 (675 amino acids)
Biological process (GO): proteolysis
Molecular function (GO): serine-type endopeptidase activity; chitin binding
Source: RefSeq, a predicted model, not a curated record
ACUGACAUAAUGCACUUCUCUGCAAGGUUGCUGUCUUUUAUAAGUUUCUUUCACUUACAUUUCAACGUGAAUUCUACAAACGAUAAACAGCUUUUCAAUGCCGUCCCCAGUGAAUGUUUUUUACAGUCGCCUUGUUCUAAUUGUCUAUAUUCUUACUUCACCCACCCAUAUAAUAAGAAUCAAUUUGGUAUAUGCUAUCGAGGAAGAUUCUAUGGCUACUUCCAUUGCAAAAACGGUACAGUUUUCUCCGACGCCUGGAAAGUAUGUAUCUUCAAUACGACAGCGUUGAAUUCAGGAAAUGGUACAUUUGGCAGAACAGAGAGACCAGCACAGUGUGGUGUGGUUGCCAGAUCUUUGGUUGUUGGAGGACAAGAAUCUCUUCCAGGCGAAUGGCCAUGGCAAGUGUCUAUAUUAAAAGAUGGGAAACAUAUUUGUGGAGGAACUCUUAUCAAUAAAGAAUGGAUCAUAACAGCGGCUCAUUGCGUAUUUGGGCAAAAUCCCUACCAUCUUCAGAUUGCUCUUGGUGUUACAGAACUCUAUAAAGACGCAUUCAGUGUACGAUUCAGAAAAGUUUCGAAAAUUGUAGUGUAUCCUUUCUACGUUCAUGGAGGAAGUUAUCCGAACGAUAUAGCGCUCAUGGAACUUACAGCACCAGUUCAACUGUCUGAAUACAUUAAAACUGUUUGCCUACCUUCUAAAACGAAUUCGUUCACUGGUCGAGACGAAUGCUGGGUCACUGGAUGGGGCGAUACACAAGGCAGAGGAAAUCCAAACGUACUGAAUAAAGUGCAAGUUCGAAUUACAGGUUUCCUCGAAUGUCAACACAAAUGGAGUGCUUAUGUGCAUAAAAGCCAUAUAUGUGUUGGUGAUGGCCAUGUUGGUCCAUGUCGGGGUGACUCUGGUGGACCGCUGGUAUGUUUGAAACGUGGCAGAUUUCUAUUGGCUGGCGUAGCAUCUUUUAGUAAUGAACUAUGUGGCGUUCCUGGCUUUCCGGCAGUUUAUACCAAAGUCUCCGAAUUUCUGGAAUGGAUCAAUUAUGUCUCCAUGAAUGCCAUUUCUAACAUGGAUCCUAAAUAUCUGCUGAAUUUAUUCAUUUGCAUUAUAUAUUUAAUGUCAAUCGUCCAAAUCGAGGCUCGAAGGGUGUGCCGAUAUAGCUAUGGCUGUUACAUUUGCCGAACGGAUUCUGCAAAGAGAGGACAGUGUGAAAUGUAUCGUUACUGUUACAGACAACGGAAUCGUUACAACAGAGUGCAAUGUCUGAGAUACAACCAGCAUGCUACACAAGAUGGUUGUGGUAUUCGUCCUACGAGGAAUAUCGUCGGAGGUUCAACAUCCACUGAAGGAAAAUGGCCUUGGCAAGUCUCCUUACAGAUGACAGGUUCGGUUCAUAUCUGUGGAGCUGUGGUCAUUAAUCAAAACUGGGUACUAACAGCUGCACAUUGUGUCUACAGAACGGCAGCCAGUAAACUCACUGCAGUUUUUGGAGAAUAUGACUUAGGAUGGAGAUCAGGACAUGAACAGUAUCGCUCAAUUUCUCGAACUUUCGUGCACCCCUAUUUCAGUCCAGGCGGAAAUUAUCCCAACGAUGUUGCUUUGGCUCAGUUGACGACUCCAAUCCAAUAUACAGAUUAUGUAAGACCGGUCUGUCUUCCAUCUCAAUCUGACAGUUAUGCUAACGACGAAUGUUGGAUUAGUGGAUGGGGUGCAACCAGAGGUACAGGAAGCAACCGACGACUGCGUGAGUUGAACGUGACCCUUUUGAACCCAAAUUUUUGUCAGAAUCUUUGGUACGGAACCAUUCGUCCACCACUUCAUAUCUGUGUUAAUUUUGGCAUAAAAGGAGCCUGUUCGGGUGAUUCUGGAGGGCCAUUAUCUUGUGUGCGGAAGUCUGAUGGCCGAUUCAUUGUGGCUGGUGUUACAUCCUGGGGCGACCGUUCGUGUCGAAGAUAUGGUUUCCCGAGUAUCUACACAAAUAUCAAAACGUUCGUUCCAUGGAUUCAGAAUGUAAUCAAAGCUAACAGUAGAAGUCCGAGGUAACUUAUACAGAACCGAAGUUGUCUGGAAAUUAAAUACUUUUAACAUUU